This is a messenger RNA of Rotaria sp. Silwood2, 411 nucleotides long. The record is from the annotation of a GenBank genome assembly. Lineage: Eukaryota; Metazoa; Rotifera; Eurotatoria; Philodinida; Philodinidae.
AUGAUUUUGAAUGAUUGUGAUAUUAUUUUGGAUUAUGAAAAAUAUUUUGGUUCGAGUGGUGAUAAUGUUCAAUGUGAUCAAAGGUAUUACACAACUAAUCCAUUAACAACUCCAUUUCAUGUUAAAUAUAAAAAGGAAAAUGAAUUUUCAUCAAAACUUUUAGUGUUGAUGAUCAUGCCAUCAAAAGGUGUAUCCGAUAUUUAUGUACAUAAAAGUGAACAAGUAAUUACCAGUGACAUUUAUUUAAAUGAAUGUAUUAAUAAAACAUUAUUACUAUUUAUUGAAGAACACCAUAAAAAUGAUGAUUACAUUCUUUCACCGGAUAAAGCCAGUGCAUAUUAUACGGGGAUUGUCCUCGAUCAAUUAAAAGAAAAAAGUAUAACAAUUGUGUCUAAGUUGAAUAAUCCGUAA